This is a messenger RNA of Schistocerca gregaria, 1572 nucleotides long. RefSeq lists its product as uncharacterized. Lineage: Eukaryota; Metazoa; Arthropoda; Insecta; Orthoptera; Acrididae. Gene Ontology annotation, biological process: GPI anchor biosynthetic process. The record is from RefSeq and is a predicted model, not a curated record. Gene Ontology annotation, cellular component: glycosylphosphatidylinositol-N-acetylglucosaminyltransferase (GPI-GnT) complex. Gene Ontology annotation, molecular function: phosphatidylinositol N-acetylglucosaminyltransferase activity.
AUGCAGAUUACUGAAAAUGGAGGUGUGACAAUUAAUACAGAAUCACCUUUUGCUGAUGAUGGGACAGAAUUAGGAAGUAACUCAAAGUUAGAGCCUAAUGUAGAGGAUAAUAUUAAAGCAAAAUUAGAAUUGCUUUCGGAUGAUGAGUUAUUGGAAGAAGAGUGCCAGAUUAAAUUAUGCCACUCGUCACAGGCUACCAAGAGCACAAAGGAGGUGGCAAUGAAGGACACACACGGGAGCGGCGAAGAGUUCCCGCACUUUGCUCGGGGUUCGCCGACUGCGCGGUCUGCCCACAGGCUAACUAGCUUGGACAGCGCAGGGCUCGUCCCUGCCGUGCCCGCCGCCCUUCGGCUGACGCCCUUCCGCUGCGCAGGGCCCGCCCACGCCUGCCACGGCGGAAGCCGCCAAUCGCCACGUGGGCCACACACGAGACUGCUGCUGCGCGGCCCCCACGCAUACACGGCAGGUGAAUCUGCGGGAGCCCGGCUGGACGGCGGCUCGUCUGAGGCGACGCUGGUGGUCCUGCGGUGUGCCAGUAGCUGUUCAAGUAGUGCGCCAUGCAGCUCCUCCUGUUUGGCUAGGAAGACUUCCACGCGCUUUGAGUUAGCUGCAGGAGAUAACCCGUUGCGUCAUUUUUUUGGCAAGAGCAGCAACAAGUUCCUGGAGUUGUCGCUGGCAGCCUGUGAUCACUGCUUAUGUGUCUCCCACACUGGGAAGGAGAACACCGUUCUGCGAGCCAAGGUGCAACACGACCAUGUUUCGGUGAUCCCCAAUGCUGUCGACAUGACAGUUUUUGUGCCAAAGCCAAAGUCGGAGAACAACAGUGUAAAUAGGAUAACAAUUGUCAUUGUGAGCCGACUGGUGUACCGAAAAGGAGUCGACCUCACGGCGCAGAUCGUCCCAGAAAUCUGUUCCAGGCACUCUGAUGUGGACUUCCUGGUGGUAGGCGACGGGCCGAAGCGGUGGCUGCUGGAGGAGACGCGGGAGCGGCACUCGCUGCAGGAGCGCGUGACGCUGGUGGGCAGCCUGCCCCACGACCGCGUGCGCGACGCGCUGGUGGAGGGCCAGCUCUUCCUAAACACGAGCCUCACCGAAGCCUACUGCAUGGCCAUCGUGGAGGCUGCCGCCUGUGGGUUGCUGGUUGUCAGCACCAGAGGUGAUCUGAUCUACGUCACAGAACCCACUGUGCCAGCUCUCCUGGAAGGCCUGGAGGCAGCUCUGUCGGACCUGAGGAGCGGCCGGGGCCCGGACCCCUGGAAGCGGCACGCUCGCGUCUCUGCCCUGUACAGCUGGCCCGACGUGCCGCGGCGCACCGAGAAGGUGUACCGCACAGUCGCCAGUUCCCCUACGCACACAUUGGGGCACCAGAUGAGAAGUUACGCUGCCAGCGGAGUGUGGCCUUUCCUGCUGGUGAUCUCGCUGUGCCACCUCGUCCUACAGCUGUUCGACUGGCUGGUGCCACGACAGUACAUAGACACUGCUCGAGACUACAUCAACCCCGUAAGGGGAAACGGCGCAGCUGGUGACCAGUGGCUAUGGAAGCCGCAGGCGCGCAAGAAGAAGCCCGCGUGA